AUGGCCCCGGGGCUGCCCCACCGGGCGCUCCCGCUGCUGCUGCUGCUGCUGCCGCCGCCGCCCGCGCGCCCCGCCGGCCGCCCCUACGCGCCCACCUGGGAGUCGCUGGACGCGCGGCCGCUCCCGCGCUGGUUCGACGAGGCCAAGUUGGGCGUCUUCCUCCACUGGGGCGUGUUCUCCGUGCCCGCGUUCGGCAGCGAGUGGUUCUGGUGGUACUGGCAAGGGGAAAAGAAACCGGAGUUUGUGCAAUUUAUGAAGCAAUAUUACCCUCCUGAUUUCAAAUACGAAGAUUUUGGACCACAGUUUACAGCACGCUUUUUUAAUGCCAGCCAGUGGGCGGAUCUUAUUCAGGCUUCCGGCGCAAAGUACAUGGUCCUAACCAGCAAACAUCAUGAAGGCUUCACCUUGUGGGGCUCAAAGUACUCGUGGAACUGGAACGCUGUCGAUGAAGGGCCUGCGAGGGAUAUUGUCAAGGAACUCGCGGUGGCCAUUAGGAGCAGGACUGACCUGCGCUUUGGGCUGUACUACUCCCUCUUCGAAUGGUUCAACCCACUCUUCCUUGCGGACAAAUCCAGUUCAUUCCAUACGCGGCAAUUUCCAGUUUCUAAAACGUUGCCUGAACUCUAUGAGCUAGUGAACACCUACCAGCCCGAGGUGCUGUGGGCGGAUGGCGAUGGAGGGGCCCCAGACUCCUACUGGAACAGCACCGGCUUCUUGGCCUGGCUGUACAAUGAAAGCCCAGUUCGGGACACAGUGGUCACCAAUGACCGUUGGGGAGAUGGGACCAUCUGUAAGCAUGGUGGCUACUAUACCUGUAGCGAUCGCUACAACCCAGAACACAUACUGCAGCAUAAAUGGGAAAACUGUAUGACAAUAGACAAGGUUUCCUGGGGCUAUCGAAGGAAUGCUGGGAUCCUGGACUACAUUACAAUCGAAGAAUUGGUAAAGCUACUUGUUGAAACAGUUUCAUGUGGAGGAAAUCUUUUGAUGAAUAUUGGACCCACCGAAGAUGGCACAAUUUCACCAAUUUUUGAGGAGCGAUUAAGGCAAAUGGGGGCCUGGCUAAAUGUCAAUGGAGAAGCCAUUUAUGGGACCCAUCCUUGGAAAUCCUCGAAUGACACUGUGACUCCGGAUGUAAAACUGCUGGGACACGGACAGUCACUUAACUGGACUUUUUGGGAACAAAGUGGCUUUGUGGUAAACCUGCCACAGCUCAGCAUCGGUCAACUUCCCUGUAAGUGGGGCUGGGCUCUGGCACUGAGCCAUGUGGUCUGAUGGGCAGCAGGCUCCUGGACAAACACACUUGAGUACAAGGAAGAAGAAAAUGUUCAAGAAUUGAUUGUGGUGAUGAUUGUACAACUCUUCUUGAUAGGACUGAAUUACUGAAGUGUAUAGCAUGUGGAUGAAGAGCCAAUAAAACUGUUAAAAAAAAGCAAAAUAAAGCACACAUGCCACAUUG
Echinops telfairi (small Madagascar hedgehog) is the source of this 1459-nucleotide messenger RNA. RefSeq names its product alpha-L-fucosidase 2 (gene FUCA2). Gene Ontology annotation, molecular function: alpha-L-fucosidase activity. The record is from RefSeq and is a predicted model, not a curated record. Gene Ontology annotation, cellular component: lysosome. Gene Ontology annotation, biological process: fucose metabolic process; glycoside catabolic process. Bases 1 to 1275 code for a protein of 424 amino acids. The transcript is spliced from 6 exons. Lineage: Eukaryota; Metazoa; Chordata; Mammalia; Afrosoricida; Tenrecidae.